CAGCUGAAUAGAAUGUGAGGGAAGUGAACAGAAACAGCAGCUAGAUGAAGCACCAGUGGCCAUGAUAACAGACGAUUUUCAACUAGCCAAGGAAAUGUUCUACCUCAAAAAUAACCUUGUCAUUUUACUGGGAAUGACCAUCAUGCAAUGGGCUCAUCAUCUGAGAAAAUAGAGUGAAAUCUUUGAUGCGGUGACAACCGGGUCACAUAUCAGCAUCCUGAGGAAUUUAUUUUCAUCUCUUUGCUCUGACUUAUUCAGUGGGGAAACCAGCCACAUGUCCAACAUCUGUUGACAAGGGAGAAGACUUGAAAUGCAGCUCAUGUGUUUGAGACAAAACAUUAACACCUGGGUCAGCAUUAUUCUGGGAGUAGUUUUGGCUCUUGUUUUGAUAUCACAAGUGGCUGGAGAUGUACCGUUUCAACAGCAUUAUUACAGAGGUUCCGCGAUAGACUUAAGGGGUUACAUUAAAGGACAGGUAUGGUUUUCUAAGAAAACAAAAUGUCAUACUGCAGAAGAUAAUGGCGAGCAUGCAAAUGAACCGCAACAACCACUUCAACCUGAGCAGUCACAGCAGCCACAAAGUGAACAAACAGAUUACCCUGGAAGUGAACAACCAUAUCAACCUGAAACUGAGCCACCAGAUCAUCCUGAAAGCGAGCACCAAGAUAAACCUUCAUCUGAGCAAUCAAAUCAACCCCCAGAUGGGCAACCAGUUCAGCCUCCUUCUGACCAGCCAGAUGAGUCUAUGGAUGAGCAAAUGGACAAUCCUCCAGAUGCUGAUCAAGAGGAUGAUUUUGCUGAUGAUUCUGAAGAGCCCCAAGGAGAUAGCACAGAUGCAGUUACAAAUGUUCCCUUGCAGCCAGGCUCACAUUUAUGGCCAUAUGAAUGCCCGAAAGGACAUCCAGAGGUAAAAUACCUGAGUGAGACAUGUUCCUCCACCAAUGAUAGUUUAUGCAAACUAUGUGCAGGUGGCACAGUUCUGAUGUGUUGCAGCAAUACAAUAUCAAGAGAAGCUAUAAGAAACGCUCCAGUGGAAACAAUGUAUUUGCAAAUUUUGAAUGGCAGAACUGACCAUAUAUUCCAGAACAUAAUUGUCAGAGCAGUAUAUAUUAAAUUAUUUGAAGCUACAAUUGAAGAAGGUGCAUUCAAGGGCUCAGAGGAUAUUGAAACACUGGAUAUAACAGACAGCCAUUUUGGGCAUAUGAAAAGGAUGGAUCUGAUAUUUGAAGGUCUUCAUAAGCUGAAAGCUCUGUAUUUGGAUAACAAUGGAAUCACAACAUGGGAUACCACCGAUACUGAUGCCAUCAACUCAAAUAAAAGUCUCCAAAUGCUGCCAUCAUUGGAAGUUCUCUCUCUCAAAAGAAAUUUGUUUGAAACUCUAGGGAGAAAUUUCUUUGAAUGGCUGGAAGGCUCCCCAUUGAGAUACCUAAAUCUUGAGGGUUGUAAUAAAAUUGUGAAGAUUGAUCCAGGGGUUCUUAUUCCAGUCAGAGACAGUUUGUGGAUCCUGGAGCUAGCGUAUACCAAUAUGAAUGAGAAUAAUCUGACAAAUAUUCUGUCCUCUAACUUGACAGAGUUGAAAGCACUGGGUUUGAAAUCACUUGGUUUGCAAGAUGUACCAAGAAGUGCACUUGAAAUGGUGAAUGGUUCACUUGAAGUACUUUCACUGCAAGACAACCCUCUAACAUAUGUCUGUAGGAAAUGUGAUCCAACCCAACAUGCUCCACCAGAAAGGCAAAAUGAGAGGAUGCUGCAGGAUGUAUUUCCAUAUAUGCCCAAACUCAGAGAACUUAGUCUUGCAAACUGUGAUAUUACUGUUUUUCCAGAAAAUACCUUUCAUAAUUUAGAAAAUCUGAGAAAACUGUCCAUACACCAAAAUUCAUACAGCAAGUUUGAACAAGGGAUAUUUCAAAAUUUGAAGAAGCUGAAGUACUUGAAUAUGGGCUAUAUUGCAUCAGAGGAGGAUUUGGAAAUAGAUUUUAGAGGCCUUAAUGAACUUGAAGUUCUGGAUGCUAGUCAUACUAGACUUCCAGUGACAGAAUAUACAUUUUGUAACUUACCAAAUUUAAAAGAAUUACAACUUAAAGAAUCAGGAGUACUAACCUAUAACCCAACAGUUUCAAAAUGUUUGACAAAUCUGGAAGUUUUAGAUCUGUCUGGUAACCAAAUACUAUGUGACCACUUUUAUGAAAUAUUCAAUGAAAGCUUGAACCUAACGAAAUUAGGAAUGUCUGACUGUGAGUAUCAUAAUUUGAAGGAAGAAUCAAUUGCUGGGUUUGUAAGAAACCUGAAACAACUAAAAUUUCUUUCUCUUGAAAGAAAUAAGUUCGCUUCCAUACAUGCAUUAAAGUUUAUAGGAGACUUAAAUAACUUGGAAACACUUAAUCUAAAUGGAAACAACUUAGUUUCAUGGGAUAAUGAUGUUUUACCCAGUACUGUAAAGUUGAAAAAUGUAUUUAUUGCCUCAAAUCAAAUUACUAGCAUCAGUAGAGGAAUGAUGAAGGGUUUCUUAACAUUGAACACACUGGAUGCAUCAAACAAUCCAUAUCUCUGUUACUGUAGCUUAAGUGAUUUCAAUAAGUUUGCUCAAUUACUUAGCGAACGAAAGAAAACCUGUGAGAAGUUUUGUGCAAUGACUAAUGGUAUGCAGCAUCAAAAAAAUUCUUCAUGUCUCGAAAAAUGUAGAAAGGAAAGCAAAUAUAACAAAGAUUUACAACAAAUGAUUGAUAAUGUCAAUGGCAGUUAUAAAGCUGAAGAGAUUACGCUGGAAAUUAAAGGGUGGCGUGAAGGAACAUAUCAAUGUUUAGACAAUUCUGGCAGGACAAAUAUUCAGAAUUUUCAGUUUGAAAACUGGCAAUGUUUUCCUAACAGGAUAGGUUACUCAUCACCGGAAGAGCAAAUAAUGGCAACGUGGAAGAUUGUUGUCAUUGUACUGAGCUGUGUCAUAGUACUGAUGCUGGGAGUAUGCUACUGGAAAUGGAAAUACAUAUAUCAGUUUGGUCGAGCAGUACGCAGUGUCACAUUGCUCCGUCUGCUGAAUGAUGAAAAAAAUUGUCCCAAUAAUGGAGAAGUUGGUGCUGGAUCAGCGUUCUCGUAUGACGUAUUUAUAUCAUACAGUGAUCCCAAUAGACAAUGGGUACUUGAAGAGCUGGUGCCAAAUUUUGAGGAAAACUCAGAUCUGAAAGUAUGUCUGCAUGAAAGAGAUUUCCAGGUUGGCUUGAGCAUACUAGAGAACAUUAUCUCAUGCAUGGAUCAGAGCAGAAGUAUCUUGCUGGUCAUCUCACAGGCUUUUCUUCGCAGUCAGUGGUGUCAAUUUGAAUUACAUAUGGCACAACAUCGCUUGCUUGAGACUCGACGUGAGGAUUUGAUUCUUGUUCUCCUCGAGGAGAUACCAACAAGCAGAAGACCCAAAAUGCUGCGUUACCUAAUGCUCACCAAAACUUACAUACAGUGGCCUGGAUAUGAUGCUGGAGCAGAAGAACUCAAAUUGUUCUGGAAGAGACUGCGUCGCGCAGUACUGCUGCCACGUGUGAUUCAAAUUCAAGAUGCACAGGCUUGAGAUGACAGCCGAAAAGAAGGAGACAGAUUGGAGUGCAGCUGGUUUUGGGAAGGCUUGUCAGCCCAGAAAAGGAGAUAGAUUAAAAUUUGAUUGAUUUCUGGAGAGAUUUUAUUUGUACUUCAUGAGGUGCAGUUAGAUUAGAAUGUGAUACUGCAUAAGUGAAAUGUUGAAGCAAGAUGUUAUAUUUUUAUGGUAGUUAAUACUAAUCAAUUAACUCCAUUUUGAGUUAAUGUCUAGCUAUGUAACUUUCUGAAGCAUUACUGAAUAAUUAAUGUAUUGAAGAAUAUUUCCAAAUUAGAAAUGUUGGUAAAAGGAACAGUAAUGCCAUUUGCAAUAUUGAAAGCAGCAGAGUGACAUAGUAAACACACCAAUGAGAGCACUUGUACAGAAGCACAGUGAAUUACGUUUGAGGAAAAAAAGAACAUAGUAACUAUAUUAUUUGAUGAAGUGAGUUUUAAUUCGUUAAGAGCAGUACAUAUUCUUCCCGUCUACCCUGAAGAUCAUUCAUUGCUAUUCUGCAUGAUGCUUUUCAGGCUGUUGUUUUCAUGAUGACAGUGAAAUUAUUGUCAAGUGCCAAAUGCAUAAUGGAAAAUCAACAAUUAUGGAAAGGCUAGAGUGCUACUCAUUGUAAUGAUGACAUGAUGGAUUUCUGAUGGGCACAGUGAAAUGACUGUUACAUUAAGCUUUCAGCCAAAGCCUUCUUAAGAAAAGAGAAACUCACAUAAAUUCAAACAAGUAAUCACACCUCACACAUGACUGCUAUCUCUCGCUGCUCUGGUCUUUGAGCAGCCAAGACAGCAGUCAUGUGUGUGUGUGUGUGUGUGAGAGAGAGAGAGAGAGAGAGAGAGAGAGAGAGAGAGAGAGAGAGAGGGGGGGGGGGGGGGGGGGGCGGCUUGCUUGUGUGAAUGCAUGUGAGAUUUUCUGAAAUCUUAGUGUGUAACAGUCUCUUUGUUGUGCCUGCCUGCAGCACACUGUGUCAUCUUUAUGGUGAGUUGCAUUGAGUCCUUUCCAAAUUGUUGAUAUUACAGCCUAGACUUAUCACUGUUUGGAAAAGCGUAAUGAAUCUUUUCUGUUGACUGUGCGAUAUGUACUACACUAAUUUCCAUUGUCAGCAUUAGUUACAUUUUCAUGGCUCUGUUGUCGUGCUUACAUAUCUGAACUAUUCUCCUCUCUUCAUUUAGAGAAUGUGCUUUUUAAAUAAUGGAAACAGUAAAAUAAUAAGUUUCCAUAUAUUUGAGGCUUGGAAUCAUUCAUAGGCACAUAAACUAUGCUGAGAACAUUGCUGAAUGUUUGAAUUAUCGCUCAGCAAAGUUUUCAGUCAUCAUAUGACAAUCAAAGACAAUGCCUCAACUACAAGGCGAGUGGUUAAUAUAAUUCUUUCAACCAAGUACUACCCAUUAGCAUAGCAAUAUGAUUUUUGAUUUACAACAACACAGCUCACAGACGAGAAAAAUAUCCUUUGUAAGUGUUUACAAUAGUAUACUUACAAUAUUUAUUAACAGUGAUGUGUAUUUUAUUUGUGAUCUGUCACUGUCACACAGUAUACUAUACUGAGUACAAAUAUUUUAUUGCAUAAGUACUUGAAACAAUGUGCUACUGUUUUGAUGCUACAUAUGAAUAUCACUGAAAGAACAAAAUAAAUUAUGCUGAGCAAUAUUA
This is a messenger RNA of Schistocerca gregaria, 5215 nucleotides long. Its product is annotated as toll-like receptor 13. The record is from RefSeq and is a predicted model, not a curated record. Lineage: Eukaryota; Metazoa; Arthropoda; Insecta; Orthoptera; Acrididae. The transcript is spliced from 12 exons. Gene Ontology annotation, cellular component: membrane. Gene Ontology annotation, molecular function: protein binding; transmembrane signaling receptor activity. The coding region runs from base 311 to 3556 and encodes 1081 amino acids. Gene Ontology annotation, biological process: inflammatory response; immune response; toll-like receptor signaling pathway.